Molecule: messenger RNA, 1525 nt
Organism: Ricinus communis (castor bean)
Lineage: Eukaryota; Viridiplantae; Streptophyta; Magnoliopsida; Malpighiales; Euphorbiaceae
Product: HMG1/2-like protein
Exons: 7
Coding region: 703-1170 (155 amino acids)
Source: RefSeq, a predicted model, not a curated record
AAGAUUUAAUCUCUAUCAUUUCAUAUUAUAUAUUAUUUAAAUGAAAGUUUAAUGGUUAAAUUUCAAUCUAUGAUUUUGUGGCACAACAUAUCAUAAUGACAAUAAGUUUGUUAAUAAUAGCAAUAGUAUCAUUAAGAAAAUAUACCAUUCAACGUUCCUCCAAAAAAGAAAAAGAAUGCCGUUGAAUCUCAAAAAGAAAAAAGAAGAUACCGUUCAAUAAAUCCCUUAAAUAAGAAUUAAUUUCCCUAAAAUUAAAAUCUGGAAGUCACGCUUCCCCGCACGUCCCCACCCAAACAACGGUUCUGCACAGCGUGUGUUACUGCUUAUGCAAAAACCACAAUAGCUAUCCAUACUCGCACCUAACGUCUACCCGCUCAAAGUAGACAUCUUGGGACACGUGUUUAUCGGAUUCAGCGAAUAUCAUAGCUUUCUGCGAGUACAAAUUCACUCGCCUUCCCCUACGGCUAGACGAUUACUACUCUUUACAAAUUCCAUUUCCCGCCAAAAAGAAAAAAAAGAUUAAAGAAAAAAUUUGGACGUGAUAUUUGGAUUCAAGUUCACUUUGAAAACCGCAAGCAGUACUCCUCCUUGCUUAUAUAUACUACUGCUCUUUCCUCACAUUUCCAAUUUCUCCAUUUCAAAAGAGAAAGGAAAGAUUUUAUUAGUAAAAUUCGCUUUGUUCCUCUCUAUAUCUAAUUAGCCAUGAAAGGACCUAGAAAUGCUGUGAUCGCUCAAAAGAAGCCUUCCUCUAAGGUGCUUAAGGCACGAAAAGCUGAGAGCAAACCUGGAAAGGAAGAAGCGAGCAGCAGGAAGAAGAAGAAUGUUUCGAAGGAUACUGAUGCUCCAAAGCGUCCUGCUUCUGCGUUCUUCAUUUUCAUGGACGAGUUCAGGAAGUACUUCAAGGAGAAAUAUCCUGAUAACAAAGCUGUCUCUGCUGUGGGGAAAGCUGGUGGUGAGAAAUGGAAAUCUCUCUCUGAGACUGACAAAGCUCCAUAUCUUGAAAAGGCACUAAAGCGAAAAGCCGAGUAUGAGAAAGUUCUUGAAGCUUACAAGCAGCAGAAAUUUAAUAACAAUAAUAAGAAUAAUGGAGGCAAUGAAAAAUCUGAGGAAGAAUCUGAGAAAUCCACUUCUGAAGUUAACAAUGAUGAUGAGCAGGAAGCCAGUUCUUAGAACUUUAGCUUUUACGUUGGCCUGUUUCUCUAUCAAAUAUGGCAGGCUGGCCUUGGAGAUGGAUUUGUACAGAUGCAGAAAGGAAACAAGUAGUAAAUGGAUGGCAUACCAUUAGAAGUAGAUGUGUCCUUAGCAUAUAUAGUACCUUUUACUUCGUGUUUUUGGGGUGUUGCAGAUCAAAAUAAAUUUUUCUCUUGUUUCUUGUUUGUUUGUGAUUUUUCAAGUAGUGAAGAAAAGAAAGCGAUGUGAAUCUCUGUUAAUUUGCUUUCUUGUAAUGACACUGUUAUUCGUUUUCCUCGUGAAUCAAAGUAACACUUGGAAGGGCAAUUGUGAAGAACGCCUCAUAUUUUUCUUC